GUUAUUAUACUUCAUUUCCCAGAAUUCAUUAGUGAGAGUUGUGACGUAUGGCGUACCAGGGAGGGGAUAGGAAGAAAGUGCUUCAGAGAGAGAUAGGACUAAACAUUUUUACACAGGUUGUACUGUUAACAGUGUGAGUGUGCAGUCCUCCUUGUGAAGGAAGGAGAGGCACCAGGGACCAUGAGCGAGAAUGGCCCUCGUACGGAGGCGUCCAUGUACUUUGAGGUAGAGGUGGAUCCCCUGGGGCGGGACGAUGAGGAAGAAGAAGACAAGAUCCACUUUGACAAAGACGAUCACCUGAUCAAUGAGCCUUCAUCGUCUUCUGGUCGGGUGUAUGACCGCACCACAGUGCUCAUUGAGCGGGACCCCAUUCGGUUGGAUGAGGAGGGCGAGGAGGAGGGUCACUGCGGAGGGGACGAAGAUGGAGUUACCUUCCUUACUGAAGGGGAAGGAGAUGGAGACGAAGAGGAGGGCUCUCUGACCUUUAUGGCCGACCCUGAUGGCAUGUCACAGGGUUAUGUGCACCACACGAUUUCUCCAGACCAGAUCCAGUUCACAAUUAAUCCAGGCUCUACCCCAAUGCCACGCAACAUUGAGGGUGCCACCCUCACCCUGCACUCUGAGUGUCCAGAGACCAGGCAGAGAGAGGUGAAGCGCUACCAGUGCAUGUUCGAAGGCUGCACAAGGACUUACAGCACGGCGGGAAACCUGCGAACACACCAGAAGACCCACCGGGGUGAAUAUACAUUUGUGUGUAAUCAGCAGGGCUGCGGAAAGGCCUUCCUCACCUCUUACAGCCUCAAGAUCCACGUCCGUGUACACACCAAGGAGAAGCCGUUUGAGUGUGACGUGCAAGGCUGUGAGAAGGCCUUUAACACCCUGUACAGACUAAAAGCACACCAGAGACUUCACACAGGCAAGACGUUCAACUGUGAAUCGGAGGGAUGCACAAAGUACUUUACCACUCUCAGCGACCUGAGGAAGCACAUUCGCACACAUACCGGGGAGAAGCCAUUCCGGUGUGACCACGAUGGCUGCGGCAAAGCUUUUGCUGCGAGUCAUCACCUGAAAACCCAUGUACGGACACAUACAGGGGAGAAGCCAUUCAACUGUCCCAGUGAUGGCUGUGAGAAGACCUUUAGCAGCCAGUACAGUCUGAAGAGUCACAUUCGGGGCCACGACAAAGGACAGCCCUUCAGCGUCACCCUAACCCACCCACUCUCUGAAGAUGCAAAUCACUCGCUGUGCCUCAGUGACUUAAGCCUCAUCUCUACAGACUCAGAUCUACGCGAGAACAUCCAUAAUGCGCAGAAUUUGGACCUCAACAAUGUGACCCCUGUGAAAAUAUUUGAGCUCAUGUUCCAGAGUCCAGAAAAUAGUGUCAGCCAAGAUGAAGCCCAUCCCCACGAGAGCCUUGCUGAAGCCUUCGGCCUAGAGACCCCUACCCAGCCAGGAAUGACUGAUGCCUCGUCUCUUAUCUCUUUCUCUCUCACUCCUACCUCCUCAUCUUGCUGUUCCCACACAACUUCAGUCAUGGAGGCUCCUUCCCAGCUCAGUCAGAGCUCUUCCUCUCACGCCUCCACAUCUGCCUCUGUCACUGUUACGGUCACCUCCACACAGCAUCCCCCUUUCAUGCAACUAGCAGGGCCCCAGCAGAUAUCCGAUGUGCCUGCCCAGGCUUCUGUCCAAGCGCCAAACCAUGCCAACACCCAGCACUAUGUGGCACUGCCAUCCGCAUCAUUCUUGCAGCCGGAUAAUGCCACUCAGAGCAAUCCUCUCCCACCACCUAUCUCCGAUACUCCUCCAGUGGCUCCAGCACUGACCACCGCAGCGCCAGGCACUCCUGCUGUGUCUGUUGUUGCAGCCACCACAACAGAAGCUCUGGCAGCUGUAGCUCAAUCUGUGCCUUUGGCCAACAACCCUGUUCCCAAUUCUGGCCCUGGUCUGGCUCCCGCCCCUGCCACCAUUACUAUAGCACCAACCCAGAACCUGCUGCAGCCCAGCCUGGUCAUGUCUGACCAGAACCUACAGUGGAUCCUCAGCAGCGCUGCUAACAGCCAGCAAAAUCCAGAGCAAGCACAACAUCAAGGGGCUCCAAAAGUGGAAAAGGUUUUCUUCACCACAGCCAUACCAGUGGGAGGAAACGCUGGCAACUCGGUCCAACAGAUCGGCCUCAGCCUGCCAGUCAUCAUCAUCAAACAGGAGGAAUCCUGCCAGUGCCAGUGUGCCUGCAGGGACUCUGCUAAAGACAAGAGUUCAAAGAGUGCCUCCUCCAUCGUUUCAGCCUCAUUACAACAGCAACCUUCAGAGGUCCCCCCUCCCCCCCAGAGGCCGCAGCCCCCAGAGCCGCCACACAAUCCCUCAUCACCCUCUGGCUGUCUCCCCGAGUCUUCCUCCAAGGUGGGUGAAGUGAGGCAGGAGGCCGCUCCAUCUUCUUCCUCCUCCUCCUCCUCCUCCUCAGUUCAGACUUUCUCCACGAUAGUGAGCAGCACUGCCACCAAUCCCCCCUCGUCUGACGGGUUAGCCAAUAUGGACGUCUCGGACUUUCUCUCCCUGCAGAGCCCUGAGACAGCUGCCAACAUCGAGGCUCUGCUGCUUGUUGCUGAUGACUUCAACAUGGCCACUGAUGGCAACCCUUAGAAGAGCUGCCAGUCUGGCACACUGUCAGUCUGUUGC
Scomber scombrus (Atlantic mackerel) is the source of this 2676-nucleotide messenger RNA. It is a transcript of the gene mtf1, whose product is annotated as metal-regulatory transcription factor 1. The transcript has 11 exons. The coding region runs from base 181 to 2640 and encodes 819 amino acids. Lineage: Eukaryota; Metazoa; Chordata; Actinopteri; Scombriformes; Scombridae. The record is from RefSeq and is a predicted model, not a curated record. Gene Ontology annotation, biological process: central nervous system development; positive regulation of transcription by RNA polymerase II. Gene Ontology annotation, molecular function: RNA polymerase II cis-regulatory region sequence-specific DNA binding; DNA-binding transcription activator activity, RNA polymerase II-specific. Gene Ontology annotation, cellular component: nucleus.